AUGCCGGGGCUUCUGACUGCUCCUCAAAGCAGCCCAUCGAGGCCGCCAAAGGCCUCGCUGUCUCCCGUGUGGACGAUCGACGAUCUGGCAGAGGCUGACUUCGACUGGACAAUCAUCGAUGGACAAGUGCUUGCCAUUGACGGAUUUAUCCCAUCACAUCCGGGUGGGCGACUGAUUUUGUCGGCGGUCGGCCGGGAAGCCACUGACCUCUUUCGCGCCCACCAUGCUUCGCAGGCUGCUGAAGCCGCUCUUGAGAAGUGGUCCGUGGGACGUUUCGCGGCACAGAAGCCACGCAAAUCACUCAAGGUGCACGGUCUUCGAGCUGAGCUCAACAGGCGAGUUUCCCAGCAUCUUAGAAAGCCGCAGACGCCGCUAGCGGAGGCUGUGGCAGCGUCGAUGCUGCUGCUGUUCUUCUUCUGGGCCUUCCUGGUGUAUGUGCAGGGCUACUUCUGGCUGAACUUGCUUAGCGGCUGGUUCUGGUGGCGGCACCUGGACGCCGCUUUGCACAGCGUUGCCCAUGGAGAUUUCAGAUAUUCACCUUGGCUGCAGCAUCAACUGCUCCGCAUCUACGGGGUGCUCUGUCACCACAUGCUGGACCAUUAUCAAGGAGGCUCGCAAUCGAUCUCGCAACACUUGGAGCAUCAUCUGCACACGAACGAUUUCCGACGUGACCCUGACUGGACCUUUUUUGCUGUCGGCCGCAACUGGAUUCGUCGACAUCCAUGCAAUCCGUGGCAGCCGUACAACGCCUGGCAGACUCUGUACUGGCUGCCGGUCAAGUGUAUCUUGGAGCCAGUCUCAGAGAUCUUCACCAUGCUAUCUACCUGCAUGAACGGGGCUUCGCAGGUCCUGGAGGCGCCCGCAGGUGCCGAGAAGUUCUUGGACCGUUGCAAGGAUUUAAUGUCCUGGUGGGUGGAGGCUUUGAUAAGCCCGGGCUACCAGGGUGCCGCAUUCUUCUUCCAGCCUUUUGGACACGCCCUGGCAGCGUUGCUGCUCAGCAGAGCUGUCACGAAACUGGUGCUGCUCCCAUUUGCCGAGGUUCAGCACUUUCUGAUGCCUGAUACUCCGGGCGACGAUGAGGAGUUUGUGGUGCGUCAGCUCGCAACAACUGCAAACCUUCGCUUCACAAGCAGCUUCGCGAGUCUCCUGGAUUUCCUGAUGUUUCAUGGAGACAGCUUGCAGGUCGAGCACCACUUGUGGCCGGCGAUGAGCUUUGUUGAGCUGCGGGAGGCAUCCAGGAUUGUCAAGGUGGCUUGUGCGGAGCUGGGUCUGCCGUACCAAGAGAUCGGCUACUUCGAAGCUUUCCACAAGGUUUGGAGGCAAGUGCGCGACCACGCCAUCCAGCCUGAAUGA
This is a messenger RNA of Symbiodinium pilosum, 1353 nucleotides long. The record is from the annotation of a GenBank genome assembly. Lineage: Eukaryota; Dinophyceae; Suessiales; Symbiodiniaceae.